Messenger RNA from Macrosiphum euphorbiae (potato aphid), 2757 nucleotides. The record is from the annotation of a GenBank genome assembly. Lineage: Eukaryota; Metazoa; Arthropoda; Insecta; Hemiptera; Aphididae.
AUGAUCACAAAAUUAACACCAGAUAUAAUUGAUCAGCUUAUUUCUGCAGAAUUACCCGAUGGCGACGGAGACCCAGUUUUAUUAGAGGUCGUCACAAAAAACAUGAUUCAUGGUCCAUGUGGGGCACUCAACCCUUCCUCACCAUGCAUGUCUGAUGGGAAAUGCACCAAGCGAUACCCGAGAGCUUUGGUUAGUGAGACCAUCACCGGGAAUGACGGGUAUCCACUCUAUCGUCGACGAUCAACCACGGAUGGCGGCAAAUCUAUCACUCUAAAAGUACGUAAUAUUGACGUCGAAGUUGAUAAUCGUUGGGUUGUACCGUAUUCACCAUUACUCUCAAAGACGUUCAAGGCACACAUCAAUGUUGAGUAUUGCAAUUCUGUGAAAUCCAUCAAAUACAUUUGCAAAUAUGUCAACAAAGGGGGCGAUAUGGCAGUGUUUGGUGUGGAAAAUAGAACUAGAACUAUCGAUGAAAUAAAUCAAUAUCAACUCGGCCGCUACAUUAGUAGUAAUGAGGCAAUUUGGCGCAUAUUAUCAUUUCAAAUCCAUGAUCGACAUCCAACUGUGGUUCAUUUGGCAGUGCAUCUUGAAAAUGGCCAGCGUGUGUACUUCACGGCCGGCAAUAUACGUGCAAGAGCAAUGUCCCCACCUCCGACCACGUUAACUGCAUUUUUUUCAUUGUGCAACCAAGAUACGUUUGCAAAGACGCUACUUUAUUCUGAGGUGCCGACUUAUUACAGAUGGAAUACUUCCGUGAAAAAGUUUCAACGUCGCAUACAGGGCAAGGCAGUGGAGGGGCACUCAGGUUUAUAUAUGACCGAUGCGUUAGGCCGUUUAUACACAGUUCAUCCAAACAAUUUGGAAUGCUUUUACUUGCGCUUACUGUUAAUCAAUGUACGUGGGCCGACAUCCUUCGAAGAAUUGAGAACGGUGGACGGGCGGGUUUGUGCCACGUAUCAUGCAGCUUGCCAAGAGUUACAUCUUCUUGAAAACGAUGCCCAUUGGGAUAUUUCACUCGCUGAUGCAUCGAAUAUUGCUCGACCACGGCAAAUACGCUCUCUAUUUGCGAUAAUCUUAACAACGUGCUUCCCAUCAAAUCCAAAAGACCUUUGGGAAAAAUACAGAGACUACAUGAGCGAAGACAUUUUACAUCGAUUGCGUACUACGAAUCAAGUUCCGGACAUUCGUUUUUCCCCCAUUGUGUAUAAUGAGGCAUUAAUUGAGAUUGAGGACAUGUGUUUGGAAAUCGUUAACAAAGCUCUGGUUCAACUUGGACUGCCUUCGCCGAAUCGAUCCAUCAACGGCCGUUUUAAUCGAGAUUUGCAACGUGAGCCACAGUUUGACGACGCCGAAAUGGGUAGAUCUGUUCAAAAGAAUCUCCCAAAGUUGGUUACUGAACAACGUAUUGCGUACGACAGAAUUAUGCAGGCAAUCAAAAGUAAAAGCGGAGGAUUGUAUUUCCUGGAUGCGCCUGGGGGCACGGGCAAGACUUUCCUAAUCUCAAUAAUUUUGGCAGCGAUACGCUCCCAAAACGAUACUGCACUGGCUAUGGCAUCUUCAGGAAUUGCAGCAACUCUUCUGGAGGGUGGGCGAACCGCGCAUUCAACACUGAAAUUACCGUUGAACGUACAAUUCACGGAGAGACCAACGUGCAAUAUCACUAAAAAUUCAGGAAUCGGGAAAAUCCUCCGAUCAUGUACGAUCAUUGUGUGGGACGAAUGUACAAUGGCGCACAAAAAAUCAUUAGAAGCCCUUGAUCGCACCCUAAGAGAUUUAAGAGGAAAUCCUGGCCUAUUAUUCGGUGGUGCACUCAUUUUGCUGUCCGGUGAUUUUCGGCAAACUCUACCGGUAAUACCACGUUCAACCCCAGCAGAUGAACUCAAUGCAUGUCUCAAAUCUUCAGGUUUGUGGCUGCACGUGCAUAAAUUGAGCUUGAAGACUAAUAUGCGGGUACAACUACGGAAUGAGGCAUCGGCAGAUUUGUUCGCAAAACAAUUGUUAGAUAUGGGUAAUGGCUUAAUGACCGUCGAUCAAUCAACACAAUGCAUCACAUUGCCGGCCGAUUUCUGUAAGAUCACGGCUACCGCAGAUGAGUUAAUUGCAAAGGUCUUCCCGAAUCUGCCACAAAAUUACAAAAAUCUUCAGUGGCUCGGUGCCCGGGCCAUAUUGGCAGCCAAAAACAUCGAUGUGAAUGCUAUCAAUUUCAGAAUUCAAAACAAGGUACCAGGCGAAUUGAAAACUUACAAGUCCAUAGACAUUGUAACGAGUCAAGACGAGGAAGUCAAUUAUCCACCUGAAUUCUUAAAUUCGCUUGAUUUGCCAGGCAUGCCACCGCACGUUCUAUCGUUGAAAAUUGGCGUUCCCGUCAUUCUUCUACGAAACAUCAAUCCUCCACGACUCUGUAAUGGUACCAGGCUUUCGGUAACGAAAUUGAUGAACAACAUUAUCGAGGCUACAAUUUUAAACGGAAAGUUUAUGGGCGAAUAUGUAAUGUUGCCCCGAAUCCCAAUGAUUCCUACGGAUUUGCCCUUCACGUUCAAACGUUUGCAGUUUCCGGUGCGAAUCGCUUUUGCCAUGACCAUCAACAAGGCACAGGGCCAAUCACUACAAGUGUGUGGCCUAAAUUUGGAAAAUCCAUGCUUCUCCCAUGGACAGCUGUAUGUUGCCUGCUCCCGCGUCGGGAGACCGGAAGAUUUGUAUGUGUACGCCCCAGAUGGUAAAACGAGAAAUAUUGUAUAUCAGAAUGCCCUUCUGUAG